This is a messenger RNA of Leptonychotes weddellii (Weddell seal), 1985 nucleotides long. The record is from RefSeq and is a predicted model, not a curated record. NCBI's taxonomy places the organism in Eukaryota, Metazoa, Chordata, Mammalia, Carnivora, Phocidae.
GGAGGGGUGGGGACGGGGGCGUGGAGAUCGGAGCCUGCUCCCCGCGCGCUCCGCCCGCGGCGGCCAUCUUUACUCCGGGCAGGGAGGGUGCCCCGCCGCGACGGUAACUAGGCUUGGGGGGCCAUGUUAGGUUUGGGCAAGGGCCUCUCGUCGGUUCUCGGCUUCCGUCACUCCGCUUCCGGCCGCCGGCAGGCGUAGGGGCCUGCUUCGAGGGACGACGCCGCGGGCUGGCGAGGCUCACAGAGCCACACUGUUGAUGACCGCUGAAGGCCCGGGAGGCGGGAGAGCGCGAUGGCUGGGAAGAGGCCGUCGGGCGCGGGCAGGCAGCGCCGGCUGCUGGGGCUGCUGCUGGCUGUAGCCGCCGUCCACCUCAUCACCUGCCCCUAUGCCAAAGUGGAGGAGAGCUUCAACCUGCAGGCCAUGCAUGAUCUACUUUACCACCGGCUGGACGUGGACAAGUAUGACCAUCUCGAGUUCCCCGGAGUGGUCCCCAGGACGUUCCUCGGGCCCCUGGCCGUGGCGGUGCUCUCCAGCCCUGCGGUCUAUGUGCUGUCCCUGCUAGAAGCAUCCAAGUUUUAUUCUCAGCUAGUAGUCAGGGCUGUCCUUGGACUCGGCGUCAUCUUCGGACUCUGGACUUUACAAAAAGAAGUGAGGCGGCAGUUUGGGGCCACGGUGGCCACCAUGUUCUGCUGGGUGACAGCCACGCAGUUCCACCUGAUGUUCUACUGCACGCGGACGCUCCCCAACGUGCUGGCCCUGCCCGUGGUGCUGCUGGCCCUCACGGCCUGGCUGCAGCUGAAGUGGGCCCGCUUCACCCGGCUCUCGGCCUUCGCCAUCCUCGUGUUCAGGGCCGAGCUGAGCCUGUUCCUGGGCCUGGUGCUGCUGACACCACUCUGCACCCGGAGGCUCUCCGUGGCAAAGGCCCUGCGCUGCGCCCUGCCGGCCGGGGCCCUCUGCUUAGGACUGACGGUCGCCGUGGACUCCUAUUUUUGGCGAUGUCUCGUGUGGCCGGAGGGAAAGGUGCUUUGGUACAACACCAUCCUGAACAAAAGUUCCAACUGGGGAACCUCCCCGCUGCUGUGGUAUUUCUACUCGGCCUUGCCCCGCGGCCUGGGCUGUAGCCUGCUCUUCGUGCCCCUGGGCGCCAUGGACAGGAGGGCCCUGGUGCUGCUGCCGCCCUCGCUGGGCUUCGUGGCCCUGUACUCGCUGCUCCCGCACAAGGAGCUGCGGUUCGUCAUCUACACCUUCCCUGUGCUCAACAUCGUGGCCGCCAGGGGCUGCGCUUGCCUUUUGUGCAUCUACGUGGUGAUCAGUGCUCAUUGUGAUCACGGUGGACAGGAGCUGUUUUCUGCCGCAGUGUCUUCUGAGAUGUGCUGUUCUCUUUCCAGGCUGAACAAUUAUAAGAAGUCUUGGCUGUAUAAAGUGGGGUCCCUCCUCGUGGUAGGACACCUUGUGGUGAAUGCCACAUAUUCGGCCACAGCCCUGUAUGUGUCCCACUUCAACUAUCCUGGUGGUGUGGCCAUGAGGAAACUGCAUGACUUGGUGUCCCCCGGGACAGAUGUCGUUCUGCACAUCGACGUCGCUGCCGCACAGACAGGCGUAUCUCGGUUUUUGGAGGUCAACAGUGCCUGGAGGUACGAGAAGAGGGAGGAUGUGCAGCCCGGGUCGGGGCAUAUGCUGGCUUACACGCACCUCCUCAUGGAGGCCGCCCCUGCGCACCUGGCCCUCUACAGGGACACACACCGGGUCCUGGCCGGCAUUGCAGGCACCACCGGGGUGAGUCUGAACCUGACCACACUGCCUCCCCUUGACGUCAACCUAAAGACAAAGCUGGUGCUUCUGGAGAGACUCCGUGGGCCUUCCUGAGAAGGGGCCAGUGUCCUUCCGAGGACAUCGGAGCUCCGUCAGCAUCCUGGCAGAUGAGACAGUACGAGAAACAACGGAACCACGGACGUGCCCCCGACGCAGGCCUGAGGGAAGAGGCC